Sphenostylis stenocarpa is the source of this 900-nucleotide messenger RNA. The record is from the annotation of a GenBank genome assembly. Lineage: Eukaryota; Viridiplantae; Streptophyta; Magnoliopsida; Fabales; Fabaceae.
AUGGAGAAACUGAAAGUAUCUGUUAAGCAUGAUUCUGAUGGCAGCAGUGAUCAGGCAGAUUCAUUUCCAAUAUUCCAAUUGCGCGAGAGUGAAAAUGUUGGACAGCAGAGGAUCGGAAGAGAGGAUGAUGAUACAAAAGCUGUGAGAUUGGAUGGGGGUUCGGCAAUUGCCUCCACUAAUUCUGCAAGCAACAAGUGGAUGGCAUUUGCUAGUAAACCUGGUUUUGCAACUGAUGGCAACUCAGCAAUAAAGGAUAACAGUAAAACUAAAGACAAUUACUUGAGGAAUCAUCUAAAAGAGAAGUCCUCGUCUGAUCAACAAAUUUUAACUGAAGCAACCAUAGCUGAGAGAACUGCUGAAUGGGGUCUUGUGGUGAACUCUGGGAACUUCAAAGUAAUGGGAGGAGAAAAUACUGGCGCCUCUUUCGAUGGUGACAGAAUUAGAAACUUGUCAGAUAGAUUUGGUGAAUCAGCACGGACUUCUGGUGAGUCAAAUUUUGGAUCUGAGUCAUCAUCAGGGGUGUUCCCAAGGGUUUCACAAGAGUUGAAGGAAGCACUGGGGACGCUGCAACAGACAUUUGUUGUCUCAGAUGCAACCAAACCAGACUGCCCAAUCAUGUAUGCCAGCAGUGGCUUUUUCACUAUGACUGGCUACUCUUCAAAGGAGAUUAUUGGAAGGAAUUGUCGAUUUCUUCAGGGGCCUGAGACAGACAAGAAUGAAGUGGAGAAAAUUCGGGAUGCAAUUAAAAAUGGGAGAAGUUAUUGUGGCAGACUAUUAAACUACAAGAAAGAUGGAACUCCAUUCUGGAAUCUUCUCACUGUCACCCCCAUCAAAGAUGACCAUGGCAAUACUAUCAAAUUCAUCGGGACACCUGUGGGAGGAGGUGUGCUAAAGAUGUGA